Camarhynchus parvulus is the source of this 2349-nucleotide messenger RNA. It is a transcript of the gene SPATA18, whose product is annotated as spermatogenesis associated 18. Gene Ontology annotation, cellular component: mitochondrial outer membrane. The transcript is spliced from 15 exons. The record is from RefSeq and is a predicted model, not a curated record. Bases 127 to 2277 code for a protein of 716 amino acids. Gene Ontology annotation, biological process: mitochondrial protein catabolic process; mitophagy by internal vacuole formation. Lineage: Eukaryota; Metazoa; Chordata; Aves; Passeriformes; Thraupidae.
CUGUGGAAGCCCUCGGACGCGGCCAAGCCCAGGGAAGGGGCCCGGGCUGGCAUUACCAUCUCCAUUACACCCGCGCCGCCCGAAGAAUACUGCCGAAAGGACAGCAGAGCGAGCUGACAUCUAGCCAUGGCCAAAGACUUAAAGAGCCUGGUGGGAGCGGGAAGCGCCCGGGAGAUGCAGGAGAAGCUGGAAAGCUGGCAGCAGAACUACGAGGGGAAUUCUGCUGACGAAAAUCUGAGCCGAGGCUGUGAAAUAUUAGAACUGAACAAUGCAAUUCAAAAGCAGGUCUUCUCAAUUCUCAAUGAAACAGCUCAAGGAGAUGAUUGUGCAGCAAAAAUAAAAGGCUGUCUCCUGCCAAGUAUAUGUUGUACUGCUUCAGGAAGUGACAACGUCACUCAGGAUUCAGCUGAAGGAGAGCUACAGCUGAGAGACUUGUCCUGCAAACCAAGGUGUGAACUGCGAGAGCUGGAGGACAAACUAAGCGAAACUCGUGUGCAGAUCAACCAGAUGGAACGAGAUCUGAGGGCUUCCCGGUGCAACUUAAGGAGGCUAGAGCAACUGGAUGAGUACGAGCAGAAGAUUGAGAACUUGCGGGAUGAGAUUGCUAUGCUGGAUUGCAAAAAGUCUGUUAUCCAGAGCAGUUAUUUUGUUGAUGAGUCCUCUUUUAUAGAGUUCUACUCUGUAGUUGUAGCUUUCGCGCUGCACUCCUCCACCAUGCCGUCGGAGGUGUGUCUCUCCACCGUGCCGUCUGAGGGCCUGUAUCUCUCCUCCACUGUGCCUUCCGAGGGCCUGUAUUUCUCCUCCACCGUGCCUUCCGAGGGCCUGCUCUCCAUGCGGUCCGAGGGCCUGCUCUCCAUGCGGUCCGAGGGCCUGCUCUCCAUGCGGUCCGAGGGCCUGCUCUCCAUGCCGUCCAAGGGCCUGCUCUCCAUGCCCUGUGAGGGCCUGCUCUCCAUGCCGUCCAAGGGCCUGCUCUCCAUGCCCUGUGAGGGCCUGCUCUCCAUGCCCUCCAAGGGCCUGCUCUCCAUGCCCUGGCCUGCACUCCACCGUGCCUACCAUGCCGUCCAAGGGCCUGCUCUCCAUGCCUACCAUGCCGUCCAAGGGCCUGCUCUCCAUGCCUACCAUGCCGUCCUAGGGCCUGCUCUCCAUGCCUACCAUGCCGUCCAAGGGCCUGCUCUCCAUGCCUACCAUGCCGUCCGAGGGCCUGCUCUCCAUGCCUACCAUGCCGUCCGAGGGCCUGCUCUCCAUGCCUACCAUGCCGUCCGAGGGCCUGCUCUCCAUGCCUACCAUGUCGUCCGAGGGCCUGCUCUCCAUGCCUACCAUGCCGUCCGAGGGCCUGCUCUCCAUGCCUACCAUGCCGUCCGAGGGCCUGCUCUCCAUGCCUACCCUGUGGUCCGAGCCCCUGCUCUCCAUGCCUACCCUGCGGUCCAAGCCCCUGCUCUCCAUGCCUACCAUGCCGUCCAAGGGUCUGCUCUCCUCCGCUGUGCGGUGUCAGGCCCUGUGUCAGGCCCUUGCCGUGCCCUUUGCCCGAGGCCCUGUUCACCUCCCCGGCUCAGGCGGGGCAGCGCUUCACACCGUGCCUGCCUCAUAGCUCGCUAUAACUUCAUUUACGCUAAAGAACGCUUGGAGGCAGAGUGCAUUUUGAGGCGAUAUGUCUGUAACUUGGAGACAGUGCAGAGGAUAAUAUACAUUGCAUGUGUGGAAUCUUUCCGUGCAGCAAAGAUGGCCUUCUGGAAGGUGAAAAUAAAUGUAAAAGACACUUUGGCUAUAUGUUACAGAGGGGGACCUACAUCACUUGAAGUUGCUGUCCUGGAUUAUAUAGCUUGCCACAAGGAUCUGUAUGACGUUUGUUGCAGCGUCCAUGAAGUAGUUUGCUGCAUGAACAGGAACCCAAAGCUUCCAUGUCCAGGAGAGUUGGAUUUCGUUGUGAUCAGCGCUUUGAUUCGAGAGGUGUGCUGUUUGGCUUAUUCAAUGCAGACACUCAUUCCUCCUCUUGAUAUUGCCUAUGGCGUUGAUGGAGAAUGCUUCAAUAGGAACAUGUACUUUCGUAGCUUUGACUCAGAUUUCGCAGCUCCCUUUGUGGCCUAUCACGUCUGGCCUCCUCUGAUAGAAGAUGGUACUGUUAUUGUGAAGGGAGAAGUAGUCACUAAAAAAAUGGUUAUGUGUCCUCGCAGAUGCAGAAUUAGAAGCAGAAGCUGCAGCUGUGGCCGUCCUCUGCUGUGUGGUCAAGUGCCUCGAAGCCGCAGUCUUUCAACAGUGAGGGUCAAAAGGCGCUGCUAACUGGACAUCUUCCUGCAGUGCAACACAACUGGAUUCAACAACUUUGCUGGUGCCGUUUCUCUUCGGAAAUAC